Diachasma alloeum is the source of this 1565-nucleotide messenger RNA. RefSeq names its product BRISC and BRCA1-A complex member 2. The transcript is spliced from 3 exons. Lineage: Eukaryota; Metazoa; Arthropoda; Insecta; Hymenoptera; Braconidae. Bases 263 to 1468 code for a protein of 401 amino acids. Gene Ontology annotation, cellular component: BRISC complex; BRCA1-A complex. Gene Ontology annotation, biological process: double-strand break repair. The record is from RefSeq and is a predicted model, not a curated record.
UGGAAACGGGACGUGAUGAGAGGCCUCAUUGGACGAGCCUGAGGUUUUGAAUUAACUGAUUUGUUGAGAUUCGCCUCUCUUUGGGCGGAGUGAAUCUGUUCUUCUGUUGUUUACGUCGGGGGACAGUCGGAGAUCGUUUGUGGGGUUAGACGAGGGUUUUUAGUGACAGUUGUAGAUUUGAGCACGAAUUUUCGGGCGAAAGGAGCUCUGAACAGAUUUGGUAGCUGGUGAAGGUUGAGGAUUGUUUUGGGGUCGGGACGCGAUGGCGACUAUGGACGAUUGGGACAGCAUCGGGACGGCGAGGAAGAGUGUCAGUCCGAAAAUGAUUAGCAGGGCACCGGGCAUCGGCGAAGGGGUGGACGAGUACCUGGAACCGCUUUUGAAUAGAGUUCUGAUGGCGAAACCGUUUGGGAUUAAUCUAGCAGCAAUUGAGUUGAGACAGGUCGCUGCCAGCUGUGGCGAUGGCAAAGGGGACAGAUUCAGGAUCUCCAUACCCUAUGCAAAUCAGAAGCUGGACUGGGUGGUCAUGUUCAACUCCAUCUGCCCUGACGAGGGGCCGGACUUCGAGUUCUCUGAUAAGUCGUUCCUCGCUGAUCCAGCUUCACAGAUUCUCGAGGAAUUCAUCCCCAGUCUGUAUCGAUGGAAUCACCUGGAGCCUGAUGCCUUACUGAGAGUGCUGACAGAGCUGGUUUUUCAUUAUAAAAAACACCAGAUCGACCAGCUGAACCAAUUCGGCGAUCGUCUGAACAUAGAGUACAAAGCCCUCCUCUCCGAGACAGAGAUCUGUAGUGAAGACGUGGAACUAAUCCUCCUCCCAAACAGCACCCAGCCCGAGGAAGCGCACUUUCUGAUUCGCAUUGCCAUAGACUUUUCGAAACUCCCAGGGAAGCACGCAGUGAUCAACAGCGACGCCGUACUGCUCCUGGUGACCUUCCAGGGCCCUCAUUGGAAUCGCAUUACCCCUCACCUCUACUUCUCCAAGGACCUCGAGGAGACCUUCGGCGGUUCGAACGCCCUGCACCUGCCAUCCUUCCCUGAGGACAAGAGUCUCAUGGAGUACGUACCUGAAGUGAAAAAAUCCAUAAACGACAAGAUCAACUUGCUCAUCACGACCUUCGAGAAGAAGAGGAAUUUCGUCAAUGCAGUGCUGUGUCUCCAGAGUGUGAGCGUCCUCGAGUACGAUGCUGUUAACUUCGACUAUAUCGUUUGUUUGCUGGCUCAUCAAGACUUCCACUUCCUCCUCCAGUUCCAUCUCCCUCCGACAUUCCCAAGGGACGCCCCGAGGAUCACGAUGCAGUCGAUUUACCACAUGACGUCCAAGACGGAUCUCUUUAAACAUGUGAUGGUUGAUUUCGUCCCUUACAGCCCUCGCUGGGAGCCAGAGAUGAUGUUCACGAAGGCUCUCAAUCAUAUCAUUACGAAGGAGGUCGACAAGUUCAAGAAUAUCUCCAUGAAAUACCGCCGUUGAUAUUUCUUUCAUUAUUCUUUUCGUCGUUAUGAAUAUGUGAUUAAAGUUACUGACUCUUAUGUGAUUCAUAAAUUUAAUAAAUAUAAGUUCAGAGUAA